AUGGGAUCGUGUGAUAUUUUUCUGAUGAAAGUCAAGUUGUUAAUAGGCAGUGACAAUAGCGUUUUGAUAUGGAGGAAGCGUGACGAAGGGGAAUUGCUCCUAACUACUGCAGUAGGAUCGCUUGCAAUUGUGUUUGAAGUGCUUAAUAUAACUCGUGACAUAUGCAGCGGAAAACCAUGGGUCGACCUUGACCUGGAUUCAGCAUUAGUUGUUUGGAUAAAUGAAAUACCCACACUUUCCGUAACGUUUGCUAUAAGCCUUUGCCACAGUGAACCAAUCAGCUAUUUCCAGCUAACAAAAUGUUUGAUUGUAAUAACAUCUGUUAUUUUACGCAUUGUUGUCCCUCUUGUUCGUCUAUAUUUAGAACAAGGGGAAGAAUCUCUGCAAAACCCAUUCAGGAAAUCUAUUUAUAAAUUUGUGACAACUGUUGGAUUAUGUUUGGCAUUGUGUGGAGCAGUAACAAUUUUUACUUUCACUCAUGUUAUUGCACUGGAUGAGAGACAAUUCAAAUUUAAAAUGCCGCACGAAAUCUGGACUGGCAAAUCAUCUUUCGAGGAAUACUUUGAAGAUGUUGGUAUUUAUUUAAAUCACAAAGACUUUAAAACAUUCAAAGAUGAUGAAAUAUGGCUGAAACUAGCAGACAUUGAUGAAUUUUAUGGUGUUGACAGUAUUAGUGUCAAGGUCACUUUUACUUUAUCGUCUGAUAGAAAAAUUAAGAAACUAGUAUUAAACAGUUAUAAUUCCACGGAGCAAAGAUUCCGAGAAUGUUAUAAUCUUGCCAAAUCAGACAACGAUGUGUAUCAGUAUUCAUAUGUAGAGAACUGUUCCUUUUCAUUUAUUACCUCAAAAGAAUCCCAAGAGAAACUUUUGUUCAAAUUUGUUUUCCAUCGUCCAAGAAGGCAUCUUUUACUUGGUGACAUCUUCUUUCAUGUGAAAAAUAUAAAAAAUUCUGUGUGCUAUAAUAUUACAGGAAACAAUACUUAUUUGUAUGAGAAAAUAAGGAACAAACCUACAGUUAUUGGUCAAAUAUUGUAUAUGAAGCAGGAAACCAGUCUACGGUCAAGUCAUAGACUUGUUCACCGAAAUAUAUCAUCUAACCAGUCUACAAACAGUCUUCUAUUUGAAGCAGAUCACUACAUGAAAACAGCAGAAGAGAUUUGGAAGACUGGUGUAUAUGGCUGUGAAUGCUCGGGAAAACAUGGACCAACAACAGAUGAAAACAUAACAUUGGCAUGCUAAUACACAGUUGCAGAAGAACACUUAACAUACAAACACCGAAAUGUGAAAUAUGCAAAUUAAAAACGUUAAAUGCGAAUAAUUGCAAGAAUAAUUCACACUGUUUUAAAGAGGUUCAGUAUAAACUCUGUCUGUUAUAUGCAUUGUGGUAUAAUUUUAUAAUCUGUUCUGUAUCAUGGUAAAAUUGCUCUAUCUGUUCUGACAGAAGACAUUGAAAUUAACUAUGGAUUGGUGUCAAGAUAUAUUUGACUGACUAUAAUGUGUCACAAAGUAGCACAUGCUGAGUAAAACCCAUUAUUUCCUUCACAGAUAUACUUUAUUCUUUAGAUAUAUAACAAUUUUAGUAUUUUUUAUUACUUUUUUGUAAGGUCUGUCUUUUAUUUGAAGUCAUGGGUGUUAAUAGCAAUCAAGUGAAACUUUGACAUAUGUAAUAGAAACUCACUGUAAAUGAACAUGCGAAAUCAUUUAGGAAGUCUCGAAAAAAAAAAGGUUAUGACCUUUAUUGAACAGCAUCAACUUUUUAACAGUUAUUUUACACGAGGUUUUAACAUGUUUUGAUGUAAAAUAUACAUAUGCACUUCCAUGUACUCUGCUAAUUAAUCUAUGUAGUUCUAUAUCAAUAUAAAAUUCAUUUCUUACAAAAAAGAUUUAAGAAAGAUAUUUGAUAUACAGUGAAAUAUGCUGAAUAUAUAUUUGAGCCGCGUCACGACAAAACCAACAUAAUGGGUUUGCGACCAGCAUGGAUCCAGACCAGCCUACGCAUCCGCGCAGUCUGAUCAGGAUCCAUGCUGUUCGCUUAUAAACCCUAUAACAAGUAGAGAAACUGAUAGCGAACAGCAUGAAUCCUGAUCAGACUGUGCGGAUGAGCAGGCUGGUCUGGAUCCAUGCUGGUCGCAAACGCAUUAUGUUGGUUUUGUUGUGGCACGGCUCAUUUGUCUUAUAUAUUGCUGAUAAAUGCUAUAUUAGUUUGAUUAAUAAAUAAAUGUACAUAAUUUUUUUUUCACAUAUCAUGGCCAGUAAUUUAUUCUUAUGUUAAAUAUUCUGUCACAGUAGUAUAUAAAAUUAGACAACUAUGUA
Messenger RNA from Ruditapes philippinarum (Manila clam), 2313 nucleotides. RefSeq lists its product as uncharacterized. Lineage: Eukaryota; Metazoa; Mollusca; Bivalvia; Venerida; Veneridae. The record is from RefSeq and is a predicted model, not a curated record. Bases 1 to 1239 code for a protein of 412 amino acids. The transcript is spliced from 2 exons.